This is a messenger RNA of Aedes albopictus (Asian tiger mosquito), 7823 nucleotides long. RefSeq lists its product as uncharacterized. The transcript is spliced from 3 exons. The record is from RefSeq and is a predicted model, not a curated record. Bases 416 to 3880 code for a protein of 1154 amino acids. Gene Ontology annotation, molecular function: zinc ion binding; nucleic acid binding. NCBI's taxonomy places the organism in Eukaryota, Metazoa, Arthropoda, Insecta, Diptera, Culicidae. Gene Ontology annotation, biological process: DNA integration.
AACGUGAGAAUGCCGUAUGUGUAUGUGUGUGUAAUGGGUUAAACCUCGGGUUCCAACAGUACAGCGAGACAAAGGAAAGGGGAUUCGUUUGUAGACUAUCGAUGAUAGCGGACGUCUCUACGGAGCGCCAAUCGGAUAUAAAGGAAGCGGUCAUCAGAUUUUACAAUGGCUUCGAGGAAAAUCGAUGCUUCGGCGAUGCCUCCGUUCAAAGUUGGAGGAGAUCCAAGGAACGAUUUGAUGAAAUGGAGGAAAGCUUUUGAUCGGUUUUUGCGAGCGAAUAAGAUUGAUAAUGACGAAGAGAAGUUUGAUCUGCUGCUGGUUCUCGGCGGUAUAGAACUGCAAGAGUAUUAUGACAAAAUAACCAAGUAUGAAGUGCAAAACGUUCUUGUGACUGGGGAAGUAGAAACGUUACAGUAUGAUUCGGUUCGAGAGACAUUUGUUCAGGGCGAUGAAGCAGGAGGAAAGCGAGCCGUUUCAUGAAUUUGUGUUCAGAUUGCAAGGUCAGGCAAAACGUAGCGAUUUCGUUGAUGUGGAUGAUAUGGUUAUUGAUCAAGUCAUAGAGGGUUGCAAGUCCACUGAACUACGAAAGAAACUCUUGACCGACGACUUGACCCUGAACGACAUCAUGACACUCGGAAAAACGAUUGAGGAGGUUCAAAAGCAAUCGAAACAAUAUGAAAGGCCUACACCGUCGGCAUAUGCACAGGCACCGCUGGUACAACGCAUUGAAAAGCGACCGGAUAGAUAUCAAAAUACUGAGUCCCGCAGACGGUGCUACAAUUGCAAUCGCCCUGGUCACCUAGCCAAAGAAACAGAGAAAUGCGCAGCGAAGAACGCAACAUGCCAUGGCUGUGGAAGUCAAGGACACUUCAAGGUGUGUUGCCGAAAACGGAAGCGGGAGGACUCCCAACAGCGACCGGGACCGGCACCGAAGCGCAGUUCAGUUCAUGCUAUUCACGACGAAAAGGCUACAACGACAGGAGUCUUCACAAUCGACGAUGGAACUCAGCUGAAGGAAGUGUUGGAACUGGAAGUAGGUGGGAUUACCAUGAACCUGUUGGUGGACUCGGGAUCCCCAGCCAACAUUAUCAGCCGCAAAAGUUACGCGUGGCUGAAACAGCAGGGAGCGAGUAUUUUGAAUGAACGUCGUCCUCACGAAAACGAAACCAACUUGACAGCUUUUGCAUCGGAACGGAAAAUAUUCUUCAGCGAUGCGUUCGAAACAGAAAUCAAAGUGCCAGGGGAUGAAUCAGGAGUAUGGACCCAUGUCCUGGUAGCACCGGAUGGCCAAACAAACAUACUGAGCAAAGCUACAGCAUUCGCUUUGGGUGUGUUGAAAAUUGGCUACAAUAUUCACCACAUAUCCAGCACGACUGAACCUGUGGAGGAGUUCCCCAAGGUUCCGAACGUAUUGCUAAAAAUCCAAAUCGACGAAACAAUUCCGCCAGUUGUUCAAGUGGCCAGGCGACUUCCUAUGUCUAUGGAAGCGGACGUCGAAGAGGCGAUUCGAGAUCUACUGGACAAGAACAUAAUAGAACGCGCUGAGGGACCACUGACAUGGGUGUCGCUUCUGGUACCUAUCCGGAAGGCAGAUGGAAACAUACGGCUCUGUGUUGAUUUGCGAGCUGCAAAUCAGGCAGUGAAACGGGAGAAUUAUCCAAUGCCCUACAUCGAUGCCGCGAUGAUGUCAAUAACAAAGAUUGCAAGAUUAUCGAAGAUUGACUUAGAAGCAGCUUACUAUCAUUUCGAAUUGGAUGAAGACAGCCGUGGAAUAACAACCUUCGUAGCUCGUAGUGGGGUGUACAGGUUCCGCAGAUUAAUGUUCGGCAUUAAGUCUGCGCCGGAACUAUUUCAAAGAGAGAUGGAGAACUUGUUUCGAGGGAUUGAUGGGGUGAUCGUAUAUAUGGACGAUGUUUUAAUCCAUGGAGCCACCGAAAAAGAGCACGACACUACGCUGCAGCGGGUGCUCGAAAUUUUGAAAGACAGAAAUAUGCGCAUCAACGAACAGAAGUCAGUCUACUCGGCCACGGAAGUUGAAUUUCUGGGAUAUUGUGUCGCGGACAAGGGAAUUCGGCCAACCGAAGAGAGGGUAAAGGCGAUUCUUGGUUUACAAGCUCCAUCGUCGGUUACCGAGCUGAGAUCCCUACUGGGUCUUAUUAAUUUCGUUGGCCGGUUUGUUCCAAAUCUUUCGGCCUUAACUUUCAACAUGAGACAGCUACUCAUUAAAGACAGCUCCUUCCAAUGGAACGAAGCUCAUGAUGCCGAAUUGGAGAAGAUCAAAUCGAUCCUAGGGAAAGUCGAAUCUCUGGGAUAUUUUCAUCCGGCAGAUGACACCCAGCUUGUAACAGAUGCUAGUCCGUAUGGGCUAGGUGCCAUAUUGAUACAAAUCAAAGAUGGAGUACCCAGGACAAUUUCUUGUAUCUCUAGGAGUCUGGCAGUACACGAAAAGAAGUAUUGCCAAACCGAAAAAGAGUGUUUGGCGAUAAUCUGGGCAAUGGAAAAGCUAUUCGUGUAUCUUUAUGGUACCAAAUUUACUUUGAUCACUGAUUGCAAGCCUCUUGAGUACCUGUUCAACAGAGUGCAAUCAAAACCAUCCGCUCGUAUUGAACGGUGGAUUUUGCGGCUGCAAAGCUACGACUUUGUUGUACGAUAUGAACCAGGCAAAAACAACAUGGCAGAUCCAUUGUCAAGGAUGUCUCAGGGCGAAGAAGAAAUUGUCGGAGAAAUUGAUACGGUUGCGUGGCUCGCACAAGAAAUAAAACCAUGUGCUCUUUCCAUCGAAGAGAUCGAAUCAGAAACUAAACGCGAUGAUAGACUCCAAGCUGUAAAGGAGGCCAUUUUCUCCGGUCAUUGGGACGCGGUUCCGGUCGAGUUCAGGACGGCUACAAUAAAAGACGAUUUAACUACCUACGGUGAGCUUAUUCUACGAGGUGAUCGGAUCGUUAUUCCGAAAGAGUUACAUAAUAGGGUUGUUGAGCUUGCCCAUUCCGCUCACCAAGGUAGCACGGCUAUGAAAGCUCAGCUAAGAGCAAAAGUGUGGUUUCCUUCAAUGGAUAAGGCUGUUGAGAACUUGGUUCGUGGAUGCAAACCUUGUAAAAUGACAGGAGUUCCGGACAGUCCAAACCCGAUGGCGCGCCGUAUACCAUCGGAGCCCUGGCAGGACAUUGCCAUUGAUUUCAAGGAAGGACUACUAGGCGGCCUCUCCUUGCUGGUCGUGGUAUGCUAUACCACAAGAUUUAUUCAGGUGGAACCUAUGAAACCAGCAACGGCGCAGAGAGUAAUAACAGCAUUGCUGCGGAUGUUCAGCGUUCUCGGCAUUCCGAGAUCCAUAACUGCAGACAACGGUCCGCAAUUUAGGGCAGAUGAAUUUUCUCGUUUCUGUGUUUGCUAUGGUAUACAUCUGAACUUGUCAACGCCAUACUGGCCUGAACAAAAUGGCGCGGUUGAGCGCCAGAUGCGCAACAUAGGUAAAAUACUGAAAAUCACUGAAAUUCAAGAGACUGAUUGGCAAACGGACUUGUACGAAUAUCUAACGAUGUAUCACGCCACUCCUCAGGAAACUACUGGAGUUUCACCAGGAAAAAUGAUGCUGGGUCGCGAAAUCAGGACACGCGUACCGUCGAUUCGUACGCCUCACAGUUUGCUAUGGGAGGAGGCUCGAGAUAGAGACAUGGGAAAGAAGGAAUACCAUAAGCAAAUAGCAGAUGCUCAACGUCAUGCGAAAGACCAUACACUGGUUAGAGGAGACACGGUCUUAAUGCGCAACUUGAAUCCGGGAGCACGAGACUCUACAUUUAGAGGGGAGGAAUUCGAAGUCGUCGAUGUGAAUGGGAAUGCAGUGCAGGUGCGAUCCACUGAAUCGGAUAAAGUCUAUUUGUGAAACAGUGCUCAUCUAAAGAAACUCGACAGGGCCCAAGCAGAGAAAACCGAUGAACAAAGAGCAACGGAUGAACAGGUUGAAGGAUGCACAUCAAAGGAGCAUCGAGAGAUAACUUCGACUGAAGUUGUGAAGGAACACAUCUCCAAGGAGCAACUCGGCCACGGAUCUAACCAGCGUACGCGUAAACGACCAAUAAAGUUCCGUGACUAUGUCGUAGACGAUUAAGAAACUCUGUAUGAUAAAUGAGUGUUUGAAAAGUGGAAUAAAGUCACAUUUGACAGUACACAAGGUCUUAAAAAAAGGGAGAGAUGUAGCGAUGUACUAAAUGUACUACGGUAUGAAAGAGUUAUUAUAUAAUGUUCCAGGCCACUCAAGGGUUACUGAAUAAUAUCGCCCACUUCUAUAUUGUUGGGAACGUGAGAAUGCCGUAUGUGUAUGUGUGUGUAAUGGGUUAAACCUCGGGUUCCAACAGUACAGCGAGACAAAGGAAAGGGGAUUCGUUUGUAGACUAUCGAUGAUAGCGGACGUCUCUACGGAGCGCCAAUCGGAUAUAAAGGAAGCGGUCAUCAGAUUUUACAAUCAUUAAACCACUUUUCAAAAAAUAUCACGUCUCACCAUUAACACUACAUUGACCAACGGCAGCAAAACUACCGAGCUUGAAAACGGCAGCUGGUUCCUCUAACUAGUAGCGUCGAGAAGUUUUCCCCCUGAUGGUUCCUUCAUCGUGACACGACAUCAAUCUAUCAAUCUCGAUCGGGUUCAGGAUCCACCUUUUUUCAAAAGAUUCUCAAGGAGAUAACAUAUUUUUCCGCCGUACACGAAAUUGAAGUUCCGAAGACAAAGAACGAAUAACUUUAUUGGGUGUGAGAAAUGAAACUAUGUUUGAAAAAUCAAGAAACUUGCAAAACAACAUCGCACCGUAGCUAAGUGACCAUACAGCUACUAUUAGGCUCCAGUAGCGCUGCUGUUGAUCAAAACUUGCUGAAAACUUUAUUAACACAAAUCAACGUUGCGCACAUGAUUAAUCAAACAUUGAUCAGCUUCAGUGUUGAUGUAAACAAUUAGUCGAAUAACAAAACUUAAGCGAUGUUUAAGCAACGCAUAAACGACAGCGUAUUCGGAUCAAUGUUUACAUAUACUGUUUCAAAUUUUCCGAUUCAAGUAGUCCUGAUUGGAGAAGAGCAGAUGCGUUAAUAUAGGUAAAUAUGGCUAUAAUUAGUUCUUUCAAAUUAUUCACAUAUGAAAAAAUAUGUCAAAAGAAAACUAAUUUUUGCUUUCAUUCAUACAGCAUACAACUUGGUUUAAUAAACGUUGAAGAAAAGUUUCUGAUAUAUGUGUAAUAGUAAAAGGUUUGAACGUUGAACAACAAAUCGCAGAACAAAUGCGAACAAAUGUUAAACGAUGGCACGAUUAUUGAAUAAACAUAAUAUCCACAAUGCUUAUAGAACGGCUGUUGUUGAACAAGUUCUCCAUUUCUGAGCUAACAAGAGUUGAACAACAGUUUCAUCUCAACUAAACCCAAUAUAGUUCGAUAUAAAGCUUAACAACGCUGCUUUGAGAAACAUUUCUUAAACUGAUAAUUGUUUCUUGGGAUCAUAGUGUAGGCGUCUCAUAUUCAAACCCGAAACAAGGUCCGUUUACUGUACAUGAUUGUGAUAUUUUAUUUGAACAUUUGAACAUUGAGGUUUAGCCUUACAUUUUAUUUCCUAUCAAUAUCAAUCAGUUUUGUCACCCAAACAAGUUGGCACCGAACAACGCUUACAAACAUCACUCUGGCGUUAUCAUUAAAAAAUCCCACACGCACAGUCUACAAGUACUGAACUGUUUACACGGCUCCCAGCCAUUCUCUCCAUCUCGUUGGUCAAAGCACGUUGGCGUUCCGGUGGCAUCCUGCAUAUGCUUAAAAUACUCGCAGGAUCUACCGAACUUCUCGUGAAUCUUCCAGAAGUUGUCCCUAGGGGUUACCUGACCAAUACGAAGGCCACAGUAGAAACACUGAAUGGUGGCCGGUCGGCCCGGGUUGAAGUAUCCCGCUACCGUCAGGCGACGUCUAGUCUCCACAUCCCACGCUGUGCCGUCGAACGUUUUCAACCGUUCCGGGUACGAUUCGUAUUCUGGGAAUCGCGCGUCACACUCGAAGCGAUCGUCAUCGUCUCUAAAGCCCGCUACGUCCGCUUCAACGUUAUCCAUUCUCGACGGAGUUAGAUAUGCGAAUUUGAUUGGGUUUGUCUAUUUCUCCACGACGGCCGGUGGCUAACUACACUGUGAUGGUAGUGCUCAUAUACUUAGCUGUUAGCUUGGUUUAUGAAGCAUCUGUCUUUGUUGCGGGCAUUAUCAGUGUAUUGGCAGAAUCGCGAACUCUUAUCGUUUAUCGUGCAGCUAGGUACAAAUAGCUACCUUUCUUCGCUGUCGAUGACCCGGGUAUUUUUUCGCUUUCCAUUCAUGUUUCUUUAUCUAGCUAGCUAGCUAAUAAAGCUAGUUCUAGGAACACUCAUUUCCUUGGAUGUCGAGAAAAAAUACGAAUUCGAUAAUGGGGUCCAGACGCAAAAUUUCAAUUGCGUUUCAUUGAAACGAAAGCAUCAGUAACCUUAGUAGUUGAAUACUUAUGUCGAGGCUUUUGUGUCAUCUCAACAACGAGUCAAACGUUUCGGUGAGUUUGUUCCAUGUAAAUUGAGGGGCCCAGAAUCAAAGGGGUGUAAGUGACCAUUUUGUCGAUUUUGAGCUGAGCAUAUCAUAAAAUUCUUCAGAUUUCAAGCUUUCAGGAACUUUUUUAAGAUUGUUUCUACGAUGAUUGGAGAAAUUACAAUAAAUCGGAGAAAAUUGGGUUGAUUUUGAAACUCCAUACAUUUUGUAUGGGGAGAAAAAUUUGUCAAAAACUUCAAACCUCAUUUACUCGAAAGUGGGUUUUUGUCACUUACACCCCUUUGCUUCUAACCCCCUCAAUUAAUCACAAUUUUAUGGGAGGAGAGUAAUUGGACGAGUAUUAAACUAUAGGUAUGUAGACUGGAGGAGGGAGUCGUGGUAAUCAGGCCCAAAUCAUGGAGAAGAUCUAUGCAAUUAUCGCCAUUUUCGGAUUGCGAAGAUUGACGGUCGGAUCUACUUCAGCAGUCUGCAAUGUGUUUGACGCAACCUUCCAGGAACAAGCCAUCAAAGGGCCUGUCCAUAAACUACGUAGACUCUUAGGGGGGAGGGGGGUGGUCUGGCCAAAGUCUACGCUCCAUACAAAUUUCGAAAAUUUUGUAUGGACAAUAGUUUUCAAGGGGGGAAGGGGUCUGAGGUGGCCUAAACAAGUCUACGUAGUUUAAGGACAAACGUCUUAAAAUCUCGCUUCAACAAUGCAUCAGAACUUCACACGCACAUAUCUCUUGAAGCAAGCUUCAAACAACAGUGCAUUUAAUUAUUCUGUUCUUGCUCACUUGACAUAAGCUUAAAAUAAAAAGAUCAGGUGCACUGGUUUUGUUUACGAAGAGAUUUGUGCGCUCGAAAUCGUGAGUAGGCGCCAAAGCCGGCCAUUGUGGCGGCCAUUUUGGUAUUCUAACAAGUCUGUCCUUAAACACAGCGCCAAACGGAAAUCGGAAGUUUGUACAGGAACCGUAUGACAUGACAAGACCUGCACUGGUGGUGGUUUAUCAUCGUAUCUCAUAAACAAGACCUAUUGGAAUCUUUCUUUAAUCCUCUUAAGAUGUAAGAUUUUUCGCACCACGAUGGCGUAUUGCAUGUUCAGUGUGCCUGUCUGGGUCAUCCCCAACAUCCUACUAGGGUAAUUACCAUGCAAAGGGUACAACUAGGGUAAUUACCAAACCAAAGUGAUAUUGUCUGAUAGCCCGGAUUAAAAGACGUCUUCUGACAAGUUUUGCAUAACAUUUUCACAAACAAUUAUAGUUAGCUUCCACAUUUCCACAUUUUCCUCGGAAAUUUCGGAAGAAAUCAAAAACUCCAGGGA